AGGAGGAAGGUGGUGGCAUUGAUGUAACAUAUAAUACGUUGCUCGAAGAAGGAGACGAGGAAUCGGAUCUAGGAAGCAUCCCAAAUUCAUUUCGUCAACUAAGGGAACAUCAUUUCCCACUAUUUAUUACCUACAAUAAGUUUUCUAAAAUGCUUCAAGGAACUUAUGGUAUUGAUUCACAGAAAUUGACUACACAACCAAGGUCUUAUGUGGAUGAUUUUAGUGCGGAAGAAGAAGACGAUGAUGAACUAAGCUCCAAAUCCUCAUCUAUCAAUAAAUCAAACUUACCACGGCAAAAUUUUGUUGACUACAAGAGUUUUCAUACGAAUUAUUGGCCUCAUUUCAGUGAUAGUUAUAAGAAGAAUCUGGAUUGUGAAUUAGUCUUUUCUGAAUUUUCUGUUAUUAAAGGCUCAAAUCCAGAAGUGGACUGUUUAUCAAGAGAAGAUUAUCGAGCUAUUAGUGUCAAGAAAUAUCCAACAUUUUGUCAUAACCGUGAUAAAAUUUAUGAUUUAUUUCAGCAAUAUGAAAAGAUGAAAGCACAGCGUGGUGAUUAUGAUUCUAUAGAUCG
Molecule: messenger RNA, 568 nt
Organism: Racocetra fulgida
Lineage: Eukaryota; Fungi; Glomeromycota; Glomeromycetes; Diversisporales; Gigasporaceae
Source: the annotation of a GenBank genome assembly